Molecule: messenger RNA, 4648 nt
Organism: Drosophila eugracilis
Lineage: Eukaryota; Metazoa; Arthropoda; Insecta; Diptera; Drosophilidae
Gene: Achl
Exons: 1
Coding region: 686-3277 (863 amino acids)
Cellular component (GO): nucleus
Molecular function (GO): mRNA binding
Source: RefSeq, a predicted model, not a curated record
GUUGCAGCGUUGCAUGAACUCAAUUUUAGUCGCGUGCGAAACAGAAAGUUUACACAAGUUCAACCGAAAAGCCUUACGGAAAUACAUAGUUAGGAAACGGGCAACAACAACAACAACAACCUUAUAAAAACGGCAAAAACUUGAACUCCAAAAAAAAAAAAAUUACCCGAAACGCAAUCGAAAUUGUUAAUUGAACUUUUAUUUAUUGACUUUAGCAAAAACGGUGUCAAGCGCGGCCUAGAAAAAGAAAUAAAACAAAACCCAAAACGACAAACGCCCAAAACAAAUUCCAAGCACGUUGCAGACGAAAUUACGCAAACAACGAUAUAAAACACACCAGCAACUGCUGCAACUACAACAGCAACAUCAACAUUAACUGGCAACAGCUGACGUUCAAUGAACGUUUCAGUUUCAGGUUACCCAGAUGCAGAUCUUGGCUAAUCCAGCCCAUCCGCCCAUGUAAAGUGCAACUCUAUCAAACAGAGAGAGAGAGAGAGAGAGAGCUUUUUCCUCCGUCAAUAACUGAACUUGAAAGUGAAAGUGAAAGAGAGCGGAGAAAUUGCGGAGAAAAGAGCUUGGUCAGAAAGAAAGACCGAAAGAAAGACCAUUACUUAAGCUGUUUUUCGCUUUUGCUGGAGUGCCCAAAAACAUCUCAGAGCAUCAGCCAAGGUCGUACGCUAGAGACAUGGAUAACCCCAAGGAUCAGUCGGAAAAGGUGUACGAGGUGAAGGCUCCUCAUGCCGGCGCUGAGGGUCACACCUUCCUCGUGAGUCCUGUGGAUCCCACACCGAUCCUGGCUCCCAUUCUGACUGCAGUGCCUGUGAUGAAACCCAGGGAAGAACCUCCUCCAAUGGAAAAAGCCAAGGCAGUGGAGUUUGAUGAUGAGCAACCCAGCUGCAGUUCUCAAGCUGUGGUGCCCAUAUCCUCAUCUCUGCCAUGCAAGCUGUUGCGGAUGCAUGCCCGGCGAUCUGCCCAAGCCCUGCUCCACCAAAUGGAAUCGCUGGACUCUCAGCUGGGCAGCAGCCAUGGCAGCACCUCGGAGGACACCUCGCCCAGUGCUCCACCAAUGUCGCCCACAGAUCAUCAAUUAGUCGAUGUCGGCAUGGGUUCUUCCAUCGGGGAUUCCGAGGAAUCUUCUGAGGAGGGUGACGAACUUAAGCCUCUGGCUGUGGAUAAUCACAUUAUGCACGACGUGGACUUGAAUGAGCGCCAGACUUCGCCACCGGCUGUCUUAAGUGAGGCCAACUUGGAGAAGUUCCGCAAGCACCAGAUGGAUAAUAUCUAUCUACAUCCAAACUUCACUAUGGAUGCUUCUCCACCGCCAGCGGUGGCUCCAGCUAAUUCACCUGUCAUGGAGGCCAAGAGAAACCAUCGUUCUUUCCUUUCAAUCAAGAAAGAAAAGGAAGUGGAGCAGCCGCAGGAGAAAGAGCAAGAGCAGACUCAUGUUAACCAGGAACAGGAUCAUGAACCCCAGGGACCCAAUGAGAUAGAUACUCUGGAUCCUUCUCUGAUUCCCAGCGAGGAACUGGCUGCUGAAAUCACCGAAGCCGUGGAGUUCUACUUCUCCAAUGAGAGUAUCCUGAAGGAUGCUUUCCUGCUAAAGCAUGUGCGGCGUAACAAGGAGGGCUACGUAAGCCUAAAGUUGGUGUCCAGUUUUAAGAGGGUUCGCCAGUUGACCAGGGAGUGGAAAGUCGUUGGCGAUGCAGUGCGUCGCAAGUCACGCAAGAUCGAGCUGAACGAUGUGGGCACCAAGGUGCGAAGAAUCGAGCCACUGCCAAGCUUCGAUGAAACCAUGCCAUCCCGCACCAUUGUGGCCUGUGAUCUGCCUAUGGACAAGCUGACCAUCGAAAAGGUCUCGGAUCUAUUCUCCCGAUGCGGUGAGAUUGCCCUGAUACGCAUCCUUAAGCCCGGAAUGACCAUACCCAUAGAUGUGCGUCAAUUUAUGAAUAAGUACCCAGAGCUUCAGCAAAAAGAAUGCGCUCUAGUGGAGUACCUGGAAUCCUCAUCCGCCAGGGAUGCCCGUCACCUGAGCGGUCCCUUCCAGGUGUAUGAGAUGGUGGCACCCAAGAAGAAGACCGGCAAGAAGGCUGCCGUCAUCCAGAUCGCUGCCCCGGUUGCCCGAAUGGUGGAGAACUAUCGCUACUACAACGAUGCAAACUACGAGAGGAGUCGAGGUGGCAGCUUCUCUGGCCACGAAACUGUUCCAGAUCUUCGCUUCAAGCUGAAGCGUAACAACUCGGAUUUCCAGCCGAGUUACUACCAGCAAACGGGACCCAACUACCAUGUCAAUCCGUAUCAGCAUUAUCAGCCACGCGGGAGCAUUACCAAUCAGAACCAGGAGAUGGGUCCCUCGGGGUUUUACGGCUAUGGUCCCAGGCGAUACAGCAACACAUCGACGAUUUCGGCCAACACGGCGGCUGCUUUGGGCGAUGGUUCACCUAUAUCUUCUGCUGUCAAUGCAGGCGGUAAUCAAGUAUCUCCUAUAAGCAAUCUACAACGUCGCCUCUCCAACUGCUCUGAGCAGAACUUUACACCCGAAGCCAAUCCUUCGAUGUCGCGCAGGGCUAGCAAUUGCUCGGAAUCCGGAGGUGUUCCACAACGUCGUGAUUCUAACUGUUCCGAGAGUUGCCCAUGCUCCAGAAGGGUUUCAGACUUUGGCCAGACCACGGACACCAGUUACAGGAAGACCUCUGUGUGCUCCAACGGCAGUUGUCCGGGCAAUCAAAACCAGGAGCGUCGCUUCUCUAACGGUUCCAUGCAAUUCGAGAGGACCUUCUCGAAUGCCAGCGAGAGCAGUGGCUUCUAUCGUCGUCCUUCGAAUGAUUUCAAUAUAGAAAGGGAGCCCAUCCAAACCGAUCAGAUGGUUGGCGGAGGCGGAGGUGGUUACCAGGUGUGGCCACGUCGUUAUUCCAACAACUUCCAGCAACUGAGCAGCAAGCUGGCGGCCUACGAUAAUGCUCAAUAUAUUGGAGGAAGGCGCAUUUCCACGGAUUCGGGUUACGAUCGUCGUUGCUCCUUUGGAUCGGAAUUUGAAGGAUCUCCACGGUCACGUACUGGAAGUUUCUUGAGUAACUACAAGCAUGGAGGAGAUGGCUAUGAUGGUCAGCCAAGAUCGCGAACCGGAAGCUUCCUGGAUGGAUCUCCACGAUCGCGUUCCGGAUCCUUUGCGCAACGAGCGGCCGAGAGUCUGGUGCGGACUCCAAUGGGUCCAGAUGGUAGCAAGGGUUUCGGUCAGAGGGCCAGGAAAUUCGGACAAGCCAUAUCACCCGUGAACUAGGGGGGAGAUUCAAGAAAGUACAUAGAACGGGGGACAUUUUGUUGAUUAAUUUUAGUGGGAAGAUGAAAAAAGAAAAACUGUUAUAUAGAACCCCGUUUAGGACGGGGUCAACGUAUGUGAAAUUAAUGGCUGUACACUGUGAUGCUGUCCAACUUGUUAAACACGUCCCACACGUACACCCCCAACAACCUUAGCCCAACCUAGGUUAGGAACAGAUACCUAUAGUUAUUGAAUUUUUAUCACCGAAAGCUAUGAGUGUUCAUGAUGGUUGAUGUGGAAGUUUGCUAGCUCUCAAUUUAUUUUUUUAACCAUUCUUUAACGAAAUCACUGCCAAUAGUUUAAGGGAAACAAAAACAUAAAUAAUUGGUUUGGUAGACAUUUAAGAUUUUACUUAUUCAAAUAAUCAAUAUAUAUGAUUGACCAUUAACCAGUUAAUAGAUAUUAGGAUCUUAAAAAAUUGUUUGUAUUUGAGAAGAAAAUGUAGAAGUAGAAUACGGGCUAAACUAUUAUCACAAAGUCUCAAAUGACUUCUAUGAAUGCCUAGGUAUCUACCUUAUAUAGCUGCUAUAUCCUUAUGAGUUCUUAAUAACUUACUACAGACAGUUUUAGUAUUCUUUUAUUGCCUAUAAACACUUUUAAUUAGCAUGCAAUUAGGUUAGUUAUAGGAUAGUCACACCCAUUAAUCAAAUGGCUGCCAUAAAAAUCAGUUAUAUAGAAAAGUGGCCAUACUUAACCCGAUGUGAGUAAAACGGAUGUAAUUGGAAGCAAGAAAGAAAUUUGAUUAGAUUCUCAGGUCAUUAGGUUUAACAUUCGGAGGGCAAGCAAAAUUCGAUUUCCACAUUUUCCAACUUACUCUACUCAUAGUUUUCAGCACUUUUUAUUUUGAUUUGUUUUUUGAUUUCAACACUUUUAUUCAAUUACAACUUAGUUAGUCUAAUAAUUACAUAUUUAGUUGUAGGAAACUUGGUUGUCCUCCCGUGGAAAAAAGAACGGAGGAAACAGCAAAACGGAUUAUUACAGGAGAGAAUAAAAAUAUUUUUCAUUUUUAGCUUUUAAUUUCGAUUUCUUACAGAAGCCCUAAUCUGUAGAUGCAAUAAAUUAUAUUAUGCGUGUUAACCAUAAAUAAAAUUAUUACAAAAAAAUCUGUAAAGGGUGAAUUAUUAUUAUUAUUAUUAUUGUAAUUAACCAACAAUGGUGAACUUGAAAUGGAGCUUAGCUAACAAAUUUGCUGUCUUUUUGCCAAAUCAUUUAACGAAUCUUGCGCAAUGUGGCUGCCCGAAAUUGAAAGCGAAAUUCGCGCCACUCGAGAACCGAAGGUAACUAGGCCAACGAAAUAGCCACAAAAAAUCGCCAAAAUAUAUAUAUAUAUUC